UUCUAGAGAUCUUUGUAGUGGGAUUUGCUGGCUAAGAGUAGCUUAUAAGCAUAUCUCCACUUAAGCCAAGUUGCUGCAUCUGCUUUCUUAUCCUUUGCCAUUUCCAUCGCUCUCUCGUUCUUCUCUCUGCUCAUCACUGUAACGACGGCCUCUCUCCUCUGCAUCAUUUGAUCUGAUUUCGAUGGCUGCACCACCUGCUAGGGCUAGAGCCGAUUACGAUUACCUCAUCAAGCUUCUCCUUAUCGGUGACAGCGGUGUUGGUAAAAGUUGUUUGCUUUUGAGGUUCUCUGAUGGCUCUUUCACCACUAGCUUCAUCACCACCAUUGGGAUUGAUUUUAAGAUAAGGACUAUUGAGCUUGAUGGCAAACGCAUUAAGCUUCAGAUUUGGGAUACUGCUGGUCAAGAACGUUUCCGAACCAUCACCACUGCUUAUUACCGAGGGGCAAUGGGGAUUUUGCUGGUGUAUGAUGUCACUGACGAGUCAUCCUUCAACAACAUUAGGAACUGGAUUCGUAACAUUGAACAGCACGCUUCGGAUAAUGUCAACAAGAUCUUGGUAGGCAACAAAGCCGAUAUGGACGAGAGCAAGAGGGCUGUACCAAAAGCAAAGGGUCAAGCACUUGCUGAUGAAUAUGGGAUCAAGUUCUUUGAAACGAGUGCAAAAACAAAUUUAAAUGUGGAAGAAGUUUUCUUCUCGAUUGCAAAGGACAUUAAGCAGAGACUCACAGAUACUGACUCCAGGGCAGAGCCUUCGACGAUUAAGAUCGGCCAAACAGACAAGGCAGCUGGAGCUGGUCAGGCUACGCAGAAGUCUGCAUGCUGUGGAACUUAAAAAAGUCGCAAAAUUUCUGAAUGUGAGGUGAGUGAAGUGAAAAAGAAAAACAGAUCGAUCUUGGGUGCUUUUGUAGUUCUUUUUACUUUGAUGAUUUGGGUUUAAGUUGGCAUUCUUAGCUUGUUUAUGAUGGUAAUAGAAUCUUGAAGAAAUCGUUCGUUCGUUCGUUCUCAGA
Messenger RNA from Brassica napus (rape), 1007 nucleotides. Its product is annotated as ras-related protein RABE1c. The transcript is spliced from 9 exons. The record is from RefSeq and is a predicted model, not a curated record. Gene Ontology annotation, biological process: protein secretion; regulation of exocytosis. The coding region runs from base 182 to 832 and encodes 216 amino acids. Lineage: Eukaryota; Viridiplantae; Streptophyta; Magnoliopsida; Brassicales; Brassicaceae. Gene Ontology annotation, cellular component: plasma membrane. Gene Ontology annotation, molecular function: GTP binding; GTPase activity.